Messenger RNA from Aaosphaeria arxii CBS 175.79, 321 nucleotides. Its product is annotated as CVNH domain-containing protein. The transcript is spliced from 2 exons. NCBI's taxonomy places the organism in Eukaryota, Fungi, Ascomycota, Dothideomycetes, Pleosporales. The record is from RefSeq and is a predicted model, not a curated record. Bases 1 to 321 code for a protein of 106 amino acids.
AUGCCUGACUUCCACGCAUCCGCACAAGAUAUUGAGCUUGAUGGCUCUGUCCUAAAGGCCCACCUCUUCGAUGUCGACGGAGAAAGCCACGAGGUCGAGAUUGAGCUCAAUGAUAUUCUCGGAAACGAGAACGGAAGCUUUUUGUGGGGCGGAGGCGGCUUCAACGAUACCGCCGAAGACGUGCACCUCUCAUUCGAAGGUGACGACAACUGGCCCAUUCUUCGUGCCCGGCUCCAGAACGAGGAUGGAGAUUUCGUCGACGCCGAUGUCAAUCUCGCCGAGCGAAUUGGAAACAACAACGGAGAGUUCACAUUCGAGUAG